AUGACUAAUGUGAAACCGGGUAAGCCAAUAUUAAACUAUGGAGGACGUGUUUUUUCGAAGUAUCAGAAGCAUAGUUAUGAUGACUAUAAACCUAACAGUUGGUUUUUCAUCCAAACAUUAAAAAACCUUUCGACAGCUAACGUAGAAGCGAUGAAAAUACAUCAUAAUAUCGAUUUAAAUCCUCUUACCAUGAUCAGUUCUGGAUGGUUUAAGUAUUUUCUCGAUGAAAAACAAUUUUCAUAUUUGAAAUCAAGCGACGAUUUUGAAUUAUAUCAGUUACAACCAUUUAACUUUAUCAACAAAACCGAUUUCCAUUCAAACAAAUACAUAAUUCAUGCCACAGAGAAUUGGUCACCAAGAUUUUCAGCAAAAUACCAACAUUUAGGAAAUAAUUUUUACUCGGUCAGUAAUACAAAUUCCAUUGAUGAAGCUUUGUCCGACUCUCGUAUUUUUUCAAUUCAUAAUUUUCCAAAGAGAAUUUCAUUAAAUAGAUACGCAGGAGGAUUCCUACAAUCAGGAGAAAACGCUCUUCACUAUCUUACCACAUACAGAGUUCUAGAAACAAUCGGAAUUACAGGAAAAGGUCAAAUUAUCAAUGUUGUUGAUUCAGGAGUCGACAGAAUGCAUUGUCUCUUUUACGAUCCCGACCAUGAAGUCCCUGUUAACAAGACAGACUUCAGCCAUCGUAAAAUUGUCCGUAUCGAUGACUGGAAAGACUCAUUAGAUCAUUCUGACGGCCACGGAACACAUGUAUGCGGAAUAUCACUCGGAAACGCUUAUAAACAGAAAAGUGGCAUGUCCCUUUACAACGGCGUUGCUCCAGAUGCUAAACUUUUCAUGACAGAUUUGGGAGAUGCGGCAAUUCGUGAUGAUGUUAGUGCGGAUUACGAUUUAUCAUUAACCAGUCAAAGGCAGCUUAAAAUGGGAUCAUAUAUUUCAUCAAAUAGCUGGGGAUUCUUUCCAAAUAUUCACAUAAUUACGGUUCUUCAUGAUUACGAAGCUUAUAAUAAUCCAAACAUCACAUUUGUGUUCGCUGCAGGUAACAGAGGUCGAGAUUUGACUAUAAACUCAGCUGGUGAUUCGAAAUUAGUUUUAACUGUUGGAAAUGCGGUCAGUCCUUCAAUUUAUACAGUUGAAGACUCAAGAUCCAUUGUUAUGGUUAACGAAAAUGGUGAUAAAGUCCAAUUAUCAGAGAAUUUCGGCUCAAGAUACUGGGAUUUACAAAGAUCUGAAGAUUCUUUACAGAUUAUUGAUAAAAACAUCGUACAAUAUGAAGCUGGCAAGCAAUAUAAUGAUAAUAUCGUUCUGAUUUCUUGCAGCGAUUUAGAAAAAUUGGAACAAAAUUCAACAAAUGGAAUUUUAGCAUUUAUAACAUCACAGUCCUGCAACAAUAACUUUGCUAAGAUAGCGUCAUUUAAUGCAAAGGAUAGCUUCAAAACAAUCAGCGGCUUCAAGAAAGGAACAAUUUUCUUUGAACAAGUAAAUUACAACUCUCCAAGAAUAGGAGGCUCAAGUUCGAGAGGUCCAACAAGAAGAAAUAUCUUAAAACCUGAUGUUGUAGCUCCUGGCCAACCAAUUCUUUCUGCAAAAGCCGGAUCUCCAAAAAGAACCAGUCCAGGAUCAUGUUCUGCAUCAGAAAUCAUAUCAAAACAGGGAACAUCAAUGGCUGCACCUACUAUUUCCGGUUUAUCUGCUUUGAUUAUGAAUUAUAUGGAAGAAAAAUUCGGAGUUAAGCCGAUUACGUCAUAUUUAUUACGAGCAUUAGUUAUUAAUUCAUGCGAACCUUUCGAUUCUUCUAAAAAUGAGCCAGAUACCACUUCUGGUUUUGGAAUUCCACGUUUGACUAAUACAUUUCCAGUGAAUGAUGAUAAGAAGAACCUCUUAUUCAUGGACAGACUGAUUAUAGACCAAGAUCAGCAGUACAAAUUCACAUUUUCCGUGAAACAAAGAGGAUAUAGAUUAUGUAUUACCAUGUCUUACUUAGAUCCACCAGCAGAUGCAUUCGAAGAAGAGGAAAAGGACAACUUCCCAUUGUUUGCGGACUUGGAUUUGGUCGUAAUUACCCCAAGUGGAAACUUAAUUUUAGGAAAUCAGUAUGAAUCUUUCAAGCCAGAGCAUUUUAGUACCAAUGAAAGAGUAUUAUUAGACAAAGCAGAAGCAGGACAAUACACAUGCUACGUUAAAUCUGCAAAGGAAUUUCCAAUUAAAACAGGAAUCGCAUAUGCCAUUGCAGUUUCAGGAAAUGUCAACAAUGAUCUCAAGAUGGAGUUGACAAACGAAUGCAUUGGUACCAGAUGCAAGUGCUCUUCCGAAAGCUUUGGCUACAAUUGUAACGAAGAUAUAAUUGUUUUGUCAGGAAAAGCAGAAGUUGACGUCACAAUCAAAGCAAGAGACUACAAAGUCUAUAAACUUAAUGUCCAGAAUGUUACAGAAAAGAGUCCUUUCAAAAUAAGUUUAAUUUCCAAAUCUUCCGCAGAUAAUUUGAUGAUGUGCUUCUCGAUCAAUGAAUUUAAAGGCAUAGGAUCAUCAAUGGACUGCCAUAAAUUCGCAACUGCCGAUUCAUUUACUUUUGAUCAAGAAUUGUACCCAGAAAUCAAAAAUGGAACCAAAAUUUACAUGGCAUUAUACAUGAUAUCUGCUAGUUCUGCAAAGAUCAAGUUCAGUACUGAUCCUCUUAAAGUAAUUUGGUGGACAUCCCUUGCAUUUAGACUUGCAUGCGGAAUUGCAGUCGGAGUAAUAUUCACAGUGCUUGUUGUGAUAUUGAUUAUCAAGUCUAUAAGGUACAGCAGGAUGAAUAAAGAUGUUUUGGAAGAUAAUACUGAAAUUGUUAAUAAUACUGAAGUAGCAAUAUGA
This is a messenger RNA of Trichomonas vaginalis G3, 2853 nucleotides long. RefSeq names its product proprotein convertase-related family. Lineage: Eukaryota; Parabasalia; Trichomonadida; Trichomonadidae. The transcript has a single exon. Gene Ontology annotation, biological process: proteolysis. Gene Ontology annotation, molecular function: serine-type endopeptidase activity. The record is from RefSeq and is a predicted model, not a curated record. Bases 1 to 2853 code for a protein of 950 amino acids.